Molecule: messenger RNA, 1757 nt
Organism: Brassica napus (rape)
Lineage: Eukaryota; Viridiplantae; Streptophyta; Magnoliopsida; Brassicales; Brassicaceae
Product: heterogeneous nuclear ribonucleoprotein 1
Exons: 2
Coding region: 276-1472 (398 amino acids)
Molecular function (GO): RNA binding
Source: RefSeq, a predicted model, not a curated record
UUUUUACUCAUGUUCUUCUCACACGUCUUUAAUUUUGGGCUUAAUGUUGUCAAGCCAUUUAAAGUUUGGUCUCUUUCAUUCUCCUUAGCCCAAUGACCCAUUACUACUUUCCAAGUCUGUUACUUCCUCAUCUCUCUCUCUGACUCUCACUCGAUUUCACAAUCCCAAACCCUAAUUUUCUCGAGUCACUACCUCCUUUCCCCUUCUUCACCGGGGAGGAUUCGUCGGGGACCAAUCUAGGGUUUUUCAUUUUGGGUACAUCGAGAGUGUAAGCAAUGGAAUCAGAUCAGGGAAAGCUAUUUAUCGGCGGGAUUUCAUGGGAAACCGACGAGAAUAUUCUGAGAGAAUACUUCAGCAAUUUCGGAGAGGUUUUGCAGGUGACGGUGAUGCGAGAUAAAGCUACAGGUCGUCCCAGAGGAUUCGGAUUCGUCGCAUUCUCCGAUCCCGCCGUUAUUGAUAGAGUUCUCCAGGACAAGCAUCAUAUCGAUAAUAGAGAUGUUGAUGUGAAGAGAGCAAUGUCUAGAGACGAGCAGAGUCCUGCAGGGAGACAAGGGGGUUUUAAUGGUUCUAGGAGUUUUGAUAGUGGUGCUAACGUUAGGACCAAGAAGAUAUUCGUUGGUGGUUUGCCUCCUGCUUUAACAUCAGAUGAGUUUAGGGCUUACUUCGAGACUUACGGUCCUGUGAGCGAUGCGGUUAUUAUGAUUGACCAGGCCACACAGCGUCCUAGAGGGUUUGGGUUUGUUUCAUUCGACUCUGAAGAUUCGGUUGACCUUGUUUUACACAAGACUUACCACGAUUUAAGCGGUAAACAAGUGGAAGUUAAGAGAGCUCUUCCUAAAGAUGCUAACCCUGGAAUGGCAGGAGGUGGUGGUCGCAGCGGCGGUGGUUUCCCGGGCUACGGUGGUUCUGGUGGAAGUGGCUACGAGAGUCGUGUUGAUUCCAAUAGAUACAUGCCGCCUCAAAACGCUGGAAGUGGUUAUCCUCCUUAUGGUGCUGCUUCUGGGUAUGGUACUGGCUAUGGUUAUGGAAGCAACGGUGCAGGUUAUGGGGGUUUUGGAGGAGGGUAUGGCAAUCCAUCUGGUGCGCCGUAUGGGAAUCCUGGUGGCCCUGGAGCUGGUUUUGGAAGUGGUCCGAGACCUUCAUGGGAAGGUCAAGCACCAUCGGGUUAUGGUAACAACGUGGGAUAUGGAAAUGCUGCUGCUGCUCCUCCUUGGGGUGGUUCUGGUCCAGGUUCAGCAGUGAUGGGUCAAGGAGGUGCAUCUGCAGGUUAUGGCAGCCAGGGUUAUGGCUAUGGUGGAAAUGAUUCCUCUUAUGGAACACAAUCUGGUUAUGGUGCAGUCGGUGGGCGGCCUAACAGCCAUGGUGGUGGCUAUGCUGAUGUUUCUGAUGGGUCUGGAGGCUAUGGAAACCACCAAGUGAACGGGCAAGCUGGAUAUGGCGGAGGUUAUGGUAGACAAGCUCAACAACAGUGAUUGGAGGAAUAAAGACUACUGCAAUGGUGGUUUUAUCCCUGACCUCUGAAACCUCCACUCUCCGCUGUAAUGAUGCGGUUUGGCAAGGAGGUCGACCUGUGCUGGAUUAUCUAUUUUGCUAGUUUCUUAAUAAGUUGUUUUCAGUAUUUCAUAUGAAGUUGUAGUUUUUGAAGUUUGCGUGCUUAAUUAUAUUCUUGUUUAACAAUAACUCCAGAUUAUCGUUAUUUAUCUUUUUGUUGUAUUCAUUCUUUUGAAUAUUCCUUUAUUGUAUUUUUUUGGCCUUGA